Folsomia candida is the source of this 3081-nucleotide messenger RNA. RefSeq names its product cyclin-dependent kinase-like 4. Gene Ontology annotation, biological process: protein phosphorylation. Bases 1610 to 2740 code for a protein of 376 amino acids. NCBI's taxonomy places the organism in Eukaryota, Metazoa, Arthropoda, Collembola, Entomobryomorpha, Isotomidae. The record is from RefSeq and is a predicted model, not a curated record. Gene Ontology annotation, molecular function: ATP binding; cyclin-dependent protein serine/threonine kinase activity. Gene Ontology annotation, cellular component: nucleus. The transcript has 6 exons.
AACUGUAAUAAAAUAUAGCCAUAAAUCAACUAGAGAUAAAAUAAGUUUGACUUUGAAAAUUUAAAUUCAAUUCCGUUUCAACCUUGGCUCUGUUGAGUAUCAAAUUUGUGCAAAAAUUCCCAACCUAGUCUAAAAUAUAUAUAACCUUCACCCAAAAAAAUCAACUAGCUUUAGAUAAGCACAAAGUCACUAAUAGUUAACUUUCGCCAUUUAUGUUCAAUUUUAUUCUGAACUCGAAGCUGUAAAGUCUUAGAAAAGUCGAAAAUUCCCAAAAAAUUUUAAAAAAUCUCAAGUUUUUCUCAUAUCAAAAUUCCUGACCUAGUCGAAACCCCCAUCAUACAAUUACAAUAAUUCUUUUGACUUUCACCAUAUAAAAAAUCAAUUACAUUUCAUUCCAGUAGAAAUCCUAAAAAAAUCUCUUUAAAAUCGCCCCUACAAAAUUCCUUUCCCAUCAGUAGGUCGAGUGAGGUCAUGAUUAGGGUCGUAGUUCAAGACGAAAAUAACCUCCAACUCUUGGCAGUCACUUAUCGAAGCGAAGUCGUCCCUGCGAAUUGGUGGCGGAGGAGGGUUCACAUCCAAUUUAACAGAUUCUACAGACCUUGGAGGGCCCUCGUCAAGGGGGGAAAACCACCGCCACGAUCACCCUCAAAACAUAAUAAUAGCGGGCACGCCUCACCAAACAAGAGACCAGCCCCGCUGCCCCCGCAAAAAAAUAAACACGCGAACAGCGUCCCUUCGAAUAAAAAUCUACACAUAUAAAAAAUCGCUUUCUCUGGGAUUUUCAGUUCCCGAAAAUUCAUACCGUCAUCAUUUUUUGGUUAUUUUUAUACCCUCCCCCGCAGAAAGAUACCAUUAAAAAAGGAAGGAAGGCAUCAUAUACAAUUCCCUUCAGUAAAUAAUCGGGGGCUUUAUUAGCUUAGGAAAUUUUACUCGCCUUUUACCAUAUUUUUAGGCAAAAGGUACACAUUUUGUACAUAGCUCAUAUUUUGUGACGUGCUUUUCGUGACAGAUAUUUAUCGUGUAGUUCUACAUGCAGGAGUCCAUUCAAAACUUGCGACCUUCAUUUAUUCCCGAAACGAACCGCAAGUUGCAGAAUAAUAAAUUCAAACUGUGCAAAAAUUGAUUGAAUAGUUUUAGCUGGGAAUGUACAGUUAGUCCAAGAACCAACCAAACAACGAAGCAGGCAGCUUAUCGAUCCGAUAUUCCAAUAUUCCAGUCCAGCAGUCCUAGCGUUAUUAUUUUAUAUCCAAAAAGUAAACUAAGGUAACACGCAAACUUGACUCGAUUCUUCGCCUUCUUUGUCAGGCGUUGUUCCGCUGGCGUUAGUUUACGUGGUGAAAGUCGGGUUAAGAAAGCUUUCGGGUGGGGGAAAACCGGGUAACAUUGGCAAUAUUGCCAGACCUUUGGAUGGUUCGGCUGGUGUCUUCUUAUUCUGGUGGCAGGGGAAGGAAUUAAGCAACGUAGCGUAUUAUAUUAUUACUGAAUUAGUCGGUUCUGCAGGUUGUGGUUGGUUUGGUGGACUACUUUCUUUUUGUCCACCUUGAGACUAAUUUCGACUCAAGGAGAAAGUCGGGAAGGAAAUUUGUCUAGCCGAGGCUCCUCCAAAACGAUGGAGCGGUACGAGCGCCUCGCAAAAAUAGGGGAGGGCUCGUACGGGGUGGUGUUCAAGUGUCGCAAUCGCGAAACCGGAAGUUUAGUCGCCAUCAAGAAGUUCGUCGAAUCCGAGGAGGAUCCCCUCAUCAGGAAAAUUGCGAUGCGUGAAAUCCGCAUGCUAAAAAAUCUGAAGCACCCCAACCUCAUAAAUCUGAUCGAAGUUUUUCGCCGGAAAAAGAGGCUGCACCUCGUUUUCGAAUACUGCGACCACACCGUGCUCAACGAGCUGGAAAAAUACCCACGUGGCGUUCCUGAACCUGGCAUUAAGAAAAUUAUUUGGCAAACGUUACAAGCCUUGGCGUACGUCCAUCAUAAAAAUACGAUACACAGAGACGUCAAACCGGAAAAUAUUCUUCUCACGAAGGAUGGCGUUGUCAAAUUGUGCGAUUUUGGUUUCGCCCGUCUCAUGAGUCCUGGGGAGAAUUAUACCGAUUAUGUCGCCACGCGGUGGUACCGCGCCCCAGAACUGCUCGUUGGCGACACCUCGUACGGCACUCCGGUCGACGUCUGGGCUGUCGGGUGCGUAUUCGCCGAGCUGAUAAAAGGCGAGGCCCUCUGGCCUGGAAAAUCCGACGUGGACCAGCUCUAUCUCAUCCGCCGCACCGUUGGCGACUUGAUCCACCGCCACAUGCAGAUAUUCCGCACGAACGAGUUCUUCGCCGGCGUCACGCUCCCCAUGCCGGACACUCGGGAACCCUUGGAGGCCAAACUGCUCCCCAAAUCCUCCUCCCCGACGUCCUCCAGCGCCGCCACGUUUAAGGACCAGCUCGACUUCCUCACCCGCUGUCUCGACAAGGAUCCCGCCAAACGACAAACUUGCGACCAACUCUUACGCCACGCAUAUUUCGCCGGCUUCUCUUUCCGCCUCCCGACCUCCGACAUGGAAGACUUUGAGCGCAUCAGGCGCUCCACGGCGACCAGUUCGAGUCUCUUUCCCUCCCUGCCGACGGGCGGAGGAGGGGGAGGAGCCACGCCGCCGGAAAUGUCCACCGCCACGGCGACAACUAUGGCGAAUAAUAAGUAUAAUAACAAUGGAAAUGGUGGGGGUAUGUUGAGAUCGUCUUUCGACCAUCUGCCUACCAUCUGACCCUACCAACCACCCCCGCCACCCCCGGUGAGCAAAAUGCUGCAGAAAAAUUUCCAAUUUAAAAUCCCAGCGGCCAGACCGACCUCACUUUUUUACUCGAUGUAUUCCUAUAAUAAUAAAUAAGAAUGUUUGGUUGUGUGGGUGGAAAUGUGCGGAAAUGAAAGCGGAAGUGGGCCGAGGUAGGAGGGGGAGGGGUUUGAAGGGUCACGUGUUUCGGAACAAAGAAAGUGUGUAAAGCUUUGUUGGAAUAAAGAUAAAAUUGUUUUUUUUUAAUUUCAAAAUUUUGUUAUGAUUUUCUUUUUCAGUUUGUGAAUAAAAGAUUGAAGUUAUAUGAGUACCUG